ACAAACCAAAUGUCAUCAGUUAAUAUGGCUGCUACAAAAAGUCGUCGACAAUAAUGUUAGCCAUCGAAUAGGUUUUGUAAUUUUUAUCAAACUAAAGACCUGACUGAAAUCAAAAAAAAACUUGUACAAAAACAUCUUAUCAAGGGUACCCAUGCGGGUGGAACCGUUUUCGUUAGGGAUUGUGUGCAUUUUGCAAUAAAAGCCAUCGAAUUAGUUUUGGUUAAUCAGAAAAAAAGAAGCGAAGGAGUGUGUUGUGCCAACUCAGUAUACAAGAAAGAAUUGUGUCAUUUAUGGUGUAUUGUUCGAGUGAGAAACGGCGAUAAGUGAAUAAUCGGUGACCAUACACACAAUACACACAAGGGGAGUGCAUACAUAACUCGCACCGCUCACACCUGUAUGUUGAAGUUGCAAGUGCCGACCAUAAGCAAAAUUCACCGUAGUCGCACAUAUUCUAUUAAUUGAUGCUGAUUUUUUUUAUUACCAAUCAACGCUAUUGUUGUUCGACUGAUUGAGACGAUUUUGAAGGUGUGACUAAUUGUAGCGAUUACAAUAUAGGAGAUUGAGAGAAUAAUUUUUUGUGUUAGGAUAUUUAAGUUCAUUUCACAUUCCGGUGCUAUUUAAACAGAAGCUUUUGAGCUAGUUUUCUUUUUAAUUGUGUAGUUUUUGUAGAUUCACUCGAUUCAAAAUGUCAUCGUCAGCUAUUUUCGUACUCGAUGUCAAGGGAAAGGUGUUGAUCUCACGAAACUAUCGUGGUGAUAUAGAUUUGUCGGUGAUUGAUCGAUUUAUGCCGUUGCUGAUGGAAAAAGAGGAGGAAGGUCUUAUCACACCAAUUAUUCAAAUAGCCGAAUGCACAUUUGCCUACAUCAAAACGAAUAAUUUGUACAUAGUGUCGGUGACGAGAAAGAAUGCCAAUAUUGCGUUGGUGUUUGUGUUUCUGCAUAAAAUUGCUCAAGUGUUCAUCGAGUACUUCAAGGAGCUGGAGGAGGAGAGUAUUCGUGAUAAUUUUGUGGUUGUGUACGAAUUACUUGAUGAGCUUAUCGAUUUCGGGUAUCCGCAAACAACCGAUAGCAAAAUUUUGCAGGAAUAUAUCACACAAGAAGGUCACAAGUUGGAGAUUCAACCGCGUAUACCGAUGGCCGUAACAAAUGCCGUGUCCUGGCGUUCCGAAGGCAUUAAAUAUCGCAAGAAUGAAGUAUUUUUGGAUGUGAUCGAAAGUGUCAAUUUGUUGGCCAACGCCAAUGGCAAUGUGUUGCGCAGUGAAAUUGUUGGUGCGAUAAAGAUGCGCGUGUAUUUGUCUGGAAUGCCCGAGCUACGACUAGGCUUGAAUGACAAAGUUCUGUUCGAGAGCACCGGCCGUGGAAAAUCGAAAUCCGUCGAACUAGAAGACGUCAAAUUCCAUCAAUGCGUUCGAUUGUCACGCUUCGAAAACGAUCGAACCAUUUCAUUCAUCCCGCCAGAUGGAGAGUUCGAAUUGAUGUCGUAUCGUUUGAAUACACACGUUAAACCAUUGAUUUGGAUCGAAUCGGUCAUCGAACGACACGCUCAUUCGCGUGUUGAGUACAUGAUUAAGGCGAAGUCACAAUUCAAACGACGAUCGACGGCAAAUAAUGUUGAAAUCGUAAUUCCAGUGCCGGCCGAUGCAGAUUCACCCAAAUUCAAGACCACCAUCGGCAGUGUGAAAUAUGCACCGGAGCAGAAUGCUAUCACAUGGACAAUUAAGUCAUUCCCGGGCGGCAAAGAGUAUUUGAUGAGAGCUCACUUUGGACUGCCAAGCGUUGAAUGUGAAGACAGCGAAGGCAAACCACCAAUUCAAGUGAAAUUCGAAAUUCCAUACUUUACCACGUCUGGUAUCCAGGUGCGUUACUUAAAAAUCAUCGAGAAGAGUGGCUAUCAAGCGUUGCCUUGGGUGCGUUACAUCACACAGAACGGAGAUUAUCAGCUUAGAACGAACUAAUUUUGAAUGCGCGCGCACGCUUGUUUUUUAACAUCUAAACAACAGCAACAUAUUUGUAAAUUCGCGACGAAAGAUCUACCAAUUCGGCCAUUAAUUUUUAAAAAAACAGAAUUGUCCACAACAUUUUAUUAUUAUUAUCUGUAAAUCUCUGUGCAGUGAAGACCAUCCAAUUGGAAAUAAAGUUUAACUAGUAAUUGAAACAAAAGAAA
This is a messenger RNA of Sitodiplosis mosellana (orange wheat blossom midge), 2163 nucleotides long. It is a transcript of the gene AP-1mu, whose product is annotated as AP-1 complex subunit mu-1. The transcript has 4 exons. Gene Ontology annotation, biological process: vesicle-mediated transport; intracellular protein transport. The coding region runs from base 686 to 1954 and encodes 422 amino acids. The record is from RefSeq and is a predicted model, not a curated record. Gene Ontology annotation, cellular component: clathrin-coated vesicle; clathrin adaptor complex. Gene Ontology annotation, molecular function: clathrin-cargo adaptor activity. NCBI's taxonomy places the organism in Eukaryota, Metazoa, Arthropoda, Insecta, Diptera, Cecidomyiidae.